Molecule: messenger RNA, 741 nt
Organism: Centruroides sculpturatus (bark scorpion)
Lineage: Eukaryota; Metazoa; Arthropoda; Arachnida; Scorpiones; Buthidae
Exons: 10
Coding region: 175-741 (188 amino acids)
Source: RefSeq, a predicted model, not a curated record
UAGGAAGAUCAAAUAUACUUCUGAUCGAACAACGCGCAAACGUAUCAGAAUUGAAUAUAAUAUGACGUAACAGAAUAAAUAUUGGUGUGUGCGUGUAUAUAUAUAUAUAUAUAUAUACACGAGAUAUUCUAAUAAAAAUUUACUUCGAUUUAGAAAUUAUCGAAAACAUCAAACAUGAUUCGAAAAUUUCUUCCCAUUUUGUUUUCUCUUAUCUGCCUGACUUAUUGUGAAGAACAAGAUAAUGGCAAACUGAAACAAUGCCUGAAUUCGUUGCAACAUUGUCUCAAACAAAGAUUUUGUUAUUCAAGAUCACUGUCUAUCAAUGAAGUUUGUUGUAAAAAAGGAUUUGAAUCGGGCAAAUAUAACAAUAUAACUGAUGACAAAUGCCGUCAAGAAAGAGUAAAGCUAGAUAUCACCGAUUGUUUGAGUGAAAUUGACUUCGACUGUAAGUUUUUAAUAAUCAUGUAUUUAGCUCCGAAAAAGUCGUACUUCGAAUACAUUAAAUAUGAAACAAGAUUAUUCGCUGGCUUACCUGAAAUCGAAGAUGAUUGCGAAAAGUUUUCCAAACGAGUAGAAAGAGAAAUGUGGCAUCUUUGCUUGGAACGAAGAAACCAGGAUUUGGAAUGGGUCUGCGAUUUAUUCUUUGAUGUUUAUAAAGAAUCACCUUUUAUGAAUGAAAAUUGUCUUUCCUCGUUUAAAGAACUCUUUACGGAUAUUGUUGACUAUACAUAUGUAAAAUAA